This is a messenger RNA of Theobroma umbraticum, 3410 nucleotides long. It is a transcript of the gene CPUorf7, whose product is annotated as transcription factor bHLH155-like protein. Gene Ontology annotation, biological process: regulation of DNA-templated transcription. NCBI's taxonomy places the organism in Eukaryota, Viridiplantae, Streptophyta, Magnoliopsida, Malvales, Malvaceae. Gene Ontology annotation, molecular function: protein dimerization activity; DNA-binding transcription factor activity. The record is from RefSeq and is a predicted model, not a curated record.
AGCAUUAACUGUUUUAACCUAGUGGAGGGCCCUAAAAUGCGCCUGGUGCGUGCAGGUCAGGUGCAGCUUAUAAAGUUACGCCGCGCCCGGUUUCGUCGAGGAAGCUGCUGAUCGAUUAACAAGUAAAGGAGGUGGAAAGCAAAAUAAAAAUGUCCACAAAUGUAGCACCUACCUGGGAAUUGGACUUCCUUGAAAGCUGCUCUCUCCAGCCUUGAUCCCUUCUUCUUCUUCUUCUUCCUUUCUGCUACAAUUAUCAUUUGUUGAUCCUCGCUAUUUUUCUUUUUUUUUUUUGGGAAAAAGAAAAAAAAAGCAAAUGAUCUCCAACGGGUUCAACGAUCCAUGUCGUCGGAUAUAAGCUAAACCUUUCUGCACAAUCUUCGUUGCUGUCCCUCUCUCUAGUUUCUCACUUUCCCUUCAACGACUCGAAACUAAGUUGUUUUCAUUCUUUGUCGCGAGAACCAAAAAAUAUGAUGGCUAAAUGCAGCAACUUUAACGGAGUGUACUGCGACGAGAGUUUCGUGAUUGAUCUCGCAGUUCGAUCUUGUAAUCGGCAUCUGCGGCGAAACUUUUAAAGGAUCGUUUUUCCUUUUUGGUUUCCUUCUCUUGUUUGCCGAAGAGGGAAUGGGAACGGAUAGUCUGUUACUGGCAACGGUGGGACCGCCGAUAAAACCACGAGCGGGGUUGAGGAGAAAACAGGCUGGAAGAGGCUCUUACAGAGGAAGCUAGGGGCUUUAUUGCAAACAAAUAAAGACUUAGUUUGGGGGGGUGAUUUUGAUUGAAAUUUUGCUGUUUUUUAGGUGGGUGGAGUGGGGGGCCAUUUUUGAACAAAAUUAAAAGUUGGUUUCUUUGACGAGAGUAGAGAUGGGUAGCAGUACAAGUAGCAGUGGUUUGCACCAGAUACUGAGAAAUCUCUGUCUCAAUACGGAGUGGAAGUACGCCGUUUUCUGGAAGCUUAAGCAUCGAGCUCGAAUGGUGCUGACUUGGGAGGAUGCGUACUAUGACAAUCAUGACCAACAUGAUCCUUCGGAGAAUAAUUGUUUCCAUCAUACACUAGAAAACUUGCACAGUGGAUAUUAUUCACAUGAUCCCCUUGGUUUAGCUGUGGCAAAGAUGUCUUAUCAUGUAUAUUCUCUAGGGGAAGGGAUUGUUGGACAGGUGGCAGUUUCUGGAAAGCAUCAGUGGAUAUUUGCCGAUAAGCAUGUUAACAGCCCCUGCUCAUUGUUUGAGUUCUGUGAUGGUUGGCAAAGUCAAUUUGCAGCAGGGAUCAGGACCAUUGCUGUUGUUGCUGUUGUUCCACAUGGAGUUGUGCAGCUUGGCUCCUUAAAUAAAGUAUUUGAGGAUGUGAAGCUACUAAGUCACAUCAGAGAUGUUUUUUUUGCUCUUCAAGAUUCUUCUGUAGGGCAUUUUGCCAGUCCAAUAGAAUAUAGCAUGAAGAGUUCAUUAUUUCAGCUAGAUUUACCUACAAAACUUUUAGAUUCAGAUGGUAUUCCUUUAGAUAAAACUGUAGAUGAGCAAGGGCCGGAUGCUUUGUUGCCUGAGUUUUCACAUCCCAGGAAGUACAGUGAUAGAUUGUUUGUUCUUCCACUGUCCAAUAAUCAUCCCAAAGGGGCAGUGGAAGUGGAAAAUAAGCAUGAAGGACUUGAACUAUUCUCAGCAAGAAAUGAUGAGAGUGCUAAAUUACUGACACCAAGAUCCAAUGUUUCCAAUUUGGAGCAUCAAAAUCAGUUAGGGAGGAUUUUGAUAAACAAUGGGGUAUGGAAAGGGGAGAAUAGUGGAUGGAAAAAUUCAAGUUUGGUACCAGAAAAUGUCUAUGCGAACAAUCCUGUUGGCUGCAGGGAACGGUAUGGAGUUGAUCAUGCAUACUUCUCCUCAAACUUCCUUCACUCUGCACAUUGUGAUACCGUUAAGUCGAGUAGUUUGAGUUCUUAUCCAAAUGAGGUGUUGGAUAUGCCUGAAUCUUCAGACAUGAAAUUUCAAAAAGACUUAAAGAAGUUGGGGAAUCAAAAUGAUAUAAGUCACUUGGACCCGAUGAACACUUCCUUGAAGUUUUCUGCUGGAUGUGAGCUUUAUGAAGCACUGGGACCAGCUUUUAUCAGAAAGAGUAUCUAUGCUGAUUGGCAGGCAGAGAAUAUGGAGGCUGGAGGUAAUAUCGAAAUGCCAGAGGGAAUGAGCAGCAGCCAGUUGACUUUUGAAUCUGGUUCAGAGAAUCUCCUAGAAGCAGUAGUGGCAAAUAUUUGCCGUAGUGGUAGUGAUAUCAAAACUAAAAGAUCAUCUUGCAGAUCAGCACCAUCAUUGUUGACAACUGGAAAUACACCAGUGCCUUCAAGCCAAACGAAGCAUACCAUUAAUUCAGCAGGUUAUUCAAUUAACCAGUCCUCUCUUGUGGAAGAUAACGGACAGCACUGCCUGAAUUCAUCAGAGAUAUGUGGUGCAAUGUCUUCCAAAGGAUUUUCUUCUACUUGCCCCAGCAAUUGCAGUGAGCAGUUUGAGAGGUCUUCAGAGCCAGCUAAGAACAACAAAAAGAGGGCUAGACCUGGUGAAAAUCCCAGGCCAAGGCCAAGGGACAGACAACUUAUUCAAGAUCGUAUUAAGGAGCUAAGGGAGCUUGUGCCCAAUGGAGCAAAGUGCAGUAUUGAUUCAUUGCUGGAGCGCACAAUCAAGCACAUGGUCUUUCUGCAAGGCAUCACUAAGCAUGCUGACAAGCUCAGUAAAUGUGCUGAAUCAAAGAUUCAUCACAAGGGAGCUGGCAUUCUUGGCUCAUCCAAUUAUGAACAAGGUUCGAGCUGGGCAGUGGAAGUGGGAAGCCAUCUAAAAGUUUGCUCAAUAGUAGUGGAGAAUACAAACAAAAAUGGGCAGAUGCUUGUAGAGAUGUUGUGUGAGGAGUGUAGUCAUUUUCUUGAAAUAGCAGAGGCGAUCAGAAGCUUGGGCCUGACAAUCUUAAAAGGGGUUACAGAAGCACACGGUGAGAAGACUUGGAUAUGUUUUGUGGUUGAGGGACAGAACAAUAGAGUUAUGCAUAGAAUGGAUAUCUUAUGGUCGCUUGUCCAAAUUUUGCAAUCCCAGGCUACAAACUAGCAGCAAUGGCUUGUUACCUCUUGGAAGCAGUCAUCUUGGCUCCUAUGUAAAAUAUUGUGAGUGGUUUGCGAUUUGAUUGGCUGAAUGGUGUUUGCUUCUUGUCUUUGUCUCCCUGUCCCCUAAAAAAUAUUUAAGGUAGGGGAAACGGAGACAAAGCAUUGCUUAAGAAACAUUUUGUGAAGAGUUUUUUGCAUCUGUUCCUCAUAGUGUGUGGGAAAUACCAUCUAUUGAUUUCUUCCCUCCUUUCCCAGUUUACAUUAGACAUCAUGAGUUAUUUGUAAGUGGUGAUAAUAUUCCAAUCUGGGGUGCAUUAGUUGGAUAUUUUCUAUCUGAAA